Sander lucioperca (pikeperch) is the source of this 1084-nucleotide messenger RNA. RefSeq names its product mitotic apparatus protein p62-like. The coding region runs from base 458 to 1084 and encodes 208 amino acids. The record is from RefSeq and is a predicted model, not a curated record. Lineage: Eukaryota; Metazoa; Chordata; Actinopteri; Perciformes; Percidae. The transcript is spliced from 3 exons.
AAUGUUAGCAGACAGUUAUGAAAGGGUGAGGAGACAAGGAGGAGCAGGGCGGGUCUGUGUAUUUCAUGGAUGAACGAGGACCUUUAUUAACAAUGUGACAGCUUUUUUUUCUUCUUUUUUUUUUUUUACCUCUCCGCCUCCUAGAUAUUCCUUCCCAUCCUCCUGCUCUUUCUUCAUUUCAGUGUUCACUCUGAGUUGGGGGCAUGUGCAAUAUGGUUUAGAACUGCUUUUGGCUGACUUAACAACAGAGAAACCACAGCACAGCCUUUGCUACAAGUGUUUAUAGUGAUGUAUCCUCUCGUGUAAACUCUCACAUCGACUGUUACUCAGAGUUCCUUUCCAUUUUGCAAUAUUGCCUUCACUUUCUGUGGAUUUGCAUCAUCCUCGCUUCUUGAAGAUCUAAAAGUUUCGGACUUCUCUCUCUAGCUGCAACCGCUUAAACUGUAAACUUUCAACCAUGCAGAUGCCAAGGACAUGGAUCACGUUCAUUUGUCUGUGUGGCACAGUUUCAUGUGGACAAAACCUAAACUAUUUGCACGACAUGGAUGCAUACUUGGAAAUGUCUUCAGAGUCACCUGAAUUAAAAACGUCUUCAGAGUCACCUGAAUUAGAAACAGCAGCCGUUCAUCCACCAGGAGUUGAUACAGGUGUGACCUUGUCAGACACAUAUGCUUUAAGUGUUACCCUCCCUGCUGAAGAGAGUAAGGAUGAGCAUCUCCAAAUGGAGGCAGAGGAGGAGAGUGAGCAUCAAGGAGUUGAUUUCAGGAAGCUGAAGGCUGGUAGAAGAAGGAGAGGUGCCUGGGGGAAGAGGAAGCACGCAGCUACAGUGGAGGCCACUGCGUAUCGAAUAGCAGGGUUGGGGCGACCCCUGAUGGGCUGGAGGAAGCGUGGGAGAGGUGAGGAGGAAACCAGUGCUCUAAUGGCUACACUUAAGGAGCUUCAUGCUGAAAAGCAGAGGCUGAUGGAUCAAGGGAAAGCAGAAGAGGAGGAGGAGGAGGAAGAUGAUGAUGAUGACGACGACGACGACGACGAUGACGACGACGACGACGAUGACGAUGAUGAUGAAGAAGAAGAGGAGGUGUGA